CAGCUGCAACUCACAUCAUCUCAGUAGCUGAACCUAGCAAGUAGCAAGGAGCAGCACGCCAUGGCCUCUGUUCCGAAGCUUCUGCUCCUCCUCCUGUGCAGCUACCACACUCUCGUUGCUCACGCAGGAGUUGAUAGCAGCUACAAGCUUCUGUCCAUUGGCUCUCUCAAGUCAGAUUCCGUCUGCUCCGAGCCCAAAGCGACUCCGUCGUCGUCGGGCGUCACGGUGCCUUUGCACCACCGGCACGGCCCAUGCUCACCGGUGCCCUCCAAGAAGGUGCCAGCCUUGGAGGAGAUGCUCCGGCGUGACCAGCUCCGAGCUGCCUACAUCCAACGGAAGUUCUCCGCCGCCAAGGGCGUCGCCGGCGAUGUCGAGCAGUCGGACGCCACCGUGCCGACCACGCUGGGCACGUCCCUGAACACGUUGGAGUACGUGAUCACCGUAGGCAUCGGCUCGCCGGCCGCGACCCAGACCAUGCUCAUCGACACCGGCAGCGACGUGCCAUGGGUGCAGUGCAAACCGUGCUCGAAAUGCCACUCCCAGGCAGACCCGCUCUUCGACCCCAGUUCGUCGAGCACCUACUCCCCGUUCUCUUGCAGCUCUGCCACCUGCGCGCAGCUCGGCCAGGAGGGGAACGGCUGCUCGAGCUCCCAGUGCCAGUACAUUGUCACCUACGGCGACGGCUCGAGCACGACCGGGACCUACAGCUCCGACACGCUCGCGCUGGGCUCCAACACCGUCAGGAACUUCCAGUUCGGGUGCAGCCAGGUGGAGUCGGGCUUCAACGACCAAACCGACGGGCUCAUGGGGCUCGGCGGCGGCGCGCAAUCGCUCGUGUCGCAGACGGCGGGGACAUUCGGCAAGGCCUUCUCCUACUGCCUCCCGCCGACUCCGGGCUCCUCCGGGUUCCUCACGCUCGGCGCUGGAACUUCCGGCUUCGUCAAGACGCCGAUGCUCAGGAGCAGCCAGGUGCCCACGUUCUACGGCGUCCGCCUUCAGGCGAUCAGGGUGGGCGGGAAACAGCUCAACAUACCCGCCUCGGUCUUCUCCGCCGGGACGAUCAUGGACUCCGGCACGGUCAUCACGCGCUUGCCGCGGACGGCCUACUCGGCGCUGUCGUCGGCGUUCAAGGCCGGGAUGAAGCAGUACCCGUCAGCACCGCCCAGCGGCAUCUUCGACACGUGCUUCGACUUCAGCGGCCAGAGCACCAUCAGCAUACCGACCGUCGAACUUGUGUUCUCCGGCGGCGCGGUCGUCGACCUCGCCGGAGACGGGAUCAUCUUGAGCAGCUGCCUCGCGUUCGCGGGCAACAGCGACGACAGCUCCCUCGGCAUCAUCGGCAACGUGCAGCAGCGGACGUUCGAGGUGCUCUACGACGUUGGCGGGGGCGCUGUGGGCUUCAAGGCCGGGGCGUGCUGAUGAUCGCCGAUCACAAGAACAUUAUUGACACUACGGGGAGGAAGCAAGGUAGGCUUCUCUCUCGAGGUGUUUGUGGCUGCGAGGUAACAGACAUGAAGUGGGGUCAAACCAUCAACUAUUCAAAUAUAGUACUCCGAUUUUGAUUA
Molecule: messenger RNA, 1565 nt
Organism: Panicum hallii
Lineage: Eukaryota; Viridiplantae; Streptophyta; Magnoliopsida; Poales; Poaceae
Product: aspartyl protease family protein At5g10770-like
Exons: 2
Coding region: 61-1419 (452 amino acids)
Biological process (GO): proteolysis
Molecular function (GO): aspartic-type endopeptidase activity
Source: RefSeq, a predicted model, not a curated record